AUGUCUGUCUGUACGAUGUUGUUUAUUGCUGCCAUUACGGUUUCGUGGUCCGGUACGCCAAUCGCAGCUAUGAACAUUCUAGCUAUAGAGCCGCUUACGGGUAAAAGUCAUUGGAAUUUCCUGAGCGCACUUCUCCGAGCUUUGACAGACAGUGGCCAUCGCGUUACCGCGUUCACUCCACUUCCCGACGGAGAGCGAAUCAACUAUACGGAAAUAGACAUAUCGAAGGAAAUUUCCGUGAUGGAUGUCGGCAUUGACUCGCAUUUUGUUCUGGAAAAUUUUCGAAAAUCUUCGGUAAUGAUACCUUUGGUAAUGAACUGGACCCGUUGCAUCUGCGAUAUCAUCAAUGAACAUCCCAAGAUGAAAGAUAUACUUAAUAGCGAAAAUUCUGGUUACGAUUUAAUUAUCGUCGAACGAGCCGCAUCGGAAUGUGUCACUUACGUAGCCGCCAAAUUGGAUGUACCAAUCAUAUUCUCGUCCCCAUCGCCGUUGAAAACGACUAUUGAAUAUAGUUUAAUAGGAAACGGUCCGAAUCCAGCGACCGUGUCUCAUGUAAUGGCCUAUCACUCAGUUCCGAGAACGUUUUUUCAGCGGUUCACGAAUUCUCUAUUUUUCGUGUAUAGCACAUUUUUAAGUACACAAAAAGAGUCUGAAAUUAAGACAAACAAACCCGGUGAGUACGAUCUAAUAGAACCAGUAAAGCCGUCCAUCGUGUUCCUUAAUACGUAUUACGUUACCGAGGCUCCAAGACCGUUUCCGCCGAACGUUAUACAAGUAGGUGGCAUUCAUUUACAACCACCUGAAGAUGAUAUUAUACCCGCAGAUAUUUUAGAAUUCAUUGAUAAUUCACCGCACGGAGUAAUUUACUUUACAUUUGGAUCGAUCGUGGAGAUGUCUACGUUGCCAGACCACAUUCAAAACGCGUAUAAAGAUGGAUUGUCACAAGUUCCUCAAAGAGUAUUGUGGAAGUACGAUGGAGAAAUGAAAAACAAACCAAUAAAUGUAAUGACACGCAAAUGGUUUCCUCAACGUGAAAUACUUUUGCAUCCUAAAGUAAAAUUAUUCAUCAGUCACGGAGGUAUAUCUGGUGUGUAUGAAGCUAUAGAUGCCAGUGUUCCAGUUCUUGGACUUCCUGUGUUCUAUGAUCAGCCAAGGAAUAUAGAACAUUUAGUGGACGCAGGCAUGGCAAUUUCUAUGGACUUAUUAUUUGUAACUAAGCACAAUUUUUUUAACGCCGUAAAUGAAUUAAUUAACAACGAAAAAUACCGGAAAAAUGCCAAUAUUGUUUCUAAUCAUUUCAAAGAUCGACCCAUGACUCCAGUAAAAUCGGUUGUUUAUUGGACAGAAUAUGUGUAUCGUCAUAAAAGCACACCUCACUUAAAAUCUUACGCCUUCAAUCUGACGUGGUAUCAAUACUAUCUUUUGGAUGUGAUUGCUGUCAUAUUGUUAUUAAUUAUAUUUACCGUUUACAUCACUUAUAAAACACUGAUGUACAUGUGGAUAAAUAAUAAAUAG
Molecule: messenger RNA, 1515 nt
Organism: Metopolophium dirhodum (rose-grain aphid)
Lineage: Eukaryota; Metazoa; Arthropoda; Insecta; Hemiptera; Aphididae
Product: UDP-glucosyltransferase 2-like
Exons: 4
Coding region: 1-1515 (504 amino acids)
Molecular function (GO): UDP-glycosyltransferase activity
Source: RefSeq, a predicted model, not a curated record